Molecule: messenger RNA, 735 nt
Organism: Capronia coronata CBS 617.96
Lineage: Eukaryota; Fungi; Ascomycota; Eurotiomycetes; Chaetothyriales; Herpotrichiellaceae
Product: dolichol-phosphate mannosyltransferase
Exons: 2
Coding region: 1-735 (244 amino acids)
Biological process (GO): protein O-linked glycosylation via mannose; GPI anchor biosynthetic process
Cellular component (GO): endoplasmic reticulum membrane
Molecular function (GO): dolichyl-phosphate beta-D-mannosyltransferase activity
Source: RefSeq, a predicted model, not a curated record
AUGGCUUCCAAGAAUAAGUAUUCCGUGAUCCUCCCAACCUACAACGAACGACAGAAUCUGCCUGUUCUGGUGCAGAUGCUCUCAGAUGUCUUCACCAAAGAGAAAUUGGAUUGGGAGGUUAUCGUCGUGGACGAUGCAUCCCCCGACGGUACCCUCGAGCGAGCGAAAGAACUCCAAAAAGCCUUCGGGCCCGAUCAUAUCGUGCUGAAGCCACGAGCAGGCAAAUUGGGCCUGGGCACUGCCUACGUCCACGGUCUACAGUAUGUGACGGGCAACUUCGUCAUCAUUAUGGAUGCCGAUUUCUCGCACCAUCCUAAAUUCAUCCCCGAGUUCAUCAAGAUCCAAAAACAGACUGGUUGCGACAUCGUCACUGGAACGAGGUACAGAUCAAGACCAGGUCUGAUUGGGGGCGUAUACGGCUGGGAUGCAAAGAGGAAGUUGACAAGUUGUGGCGCCAACAUUCUCGCGGAUUUCCUGCUGAAUCCCGGCGUGAGUGACUUGACCGGUUCAUUCAGGUUAUACAGGAAGGAGGCUCUGGUUACGGUCAUCGAGAGAACUGAGUCGAAGGGUUACACGUUCCAGAUGGAAAUGAUGGUCAGGGCGAAAGCAAUGGGACUCAAAGUCGAAGAGUGCCCGAUCACCUUUGUUGACAGACUAUACGGAGAGAGCAAACUGGGCGGGGAAGAGAUUGUCGAAUAUCUCAAAGGCUUACUGUGGCUAUGGUGGUCGGUAUAG